This is a messenger RNA of Hordeum vulgare subsp. vulgare (domesticated barley), 531 nucleotides long. Its product is annotated as MFP1 attachment factor 1-like. The record is from RefSeq and is a predicted model, not a curated record. Bases 1 to 531 code for a protein of 176 amino acids. Gene Ontology annotation, biological process: mitotic cell cycle; lateral root development. The transcript is spliced from 2 exons. Lineage: Eukaryota; Viridiplantae; Streptophyta; Magnoliopsida; Poales; Poaceae.
AUGCAGAUGACCAGGACCGCGCGGGGCAUAGUGGCGCUAGGGCGACCGGAGCGGCGAAGUCCACGGCGCGCACCACGCGCCACCGUCAGCUCACACGCCUCCUUCAGCAUCUGGUCGCCGACGCAACAGACGCGGGACGUCGUGGUGCGGGGUCUGGUGGACACCCUAGUCGACGACACCCUCCUGUGCAAGCGCUACGGCGUCGUGCCGGCCGCCGCCGCCAAGCCCGCCGCCCGCGCCAUCGAGGUUGAGGCCUUCGACGCCACCGCCAUCGUCGUCGGGGCCGCUGCAUUCGUCGAGGAGGGCAUCGAGGCGCUGCAGCUCUACUCCAAGGAGGUCAGCCGCCGCCUCCUCGACUUCAUCAAGUCCUGCUCUGCCACCGCCAAGGACGAGCCGCCGUCGGAGGCGCCGUCGGCGGUCAAGGAGGAGACCUCCGAGGCCUCAGCUCGCCCCGACCGAGAUAAAAUUCGUUUACAUCUAUCUAGAGUUCGUGUGCGGCGUUGGCCUGUGCUUGGGAUGAGUUGGCUGUAG